Messenger RNA from Staurois parvus, 348 nucleotides. The record is from the annotation of a GenBank genome assembly. Lineage: Eukaryota; Metazoa; Chordata; Amphibia; Anura; Ranidae.
CUAAAACAUAAUACAGUGCAAACAAACCAAACCAACCACCCACAGAUAACAGUACAUACAAGCAAGCGUCGUCAGGCAGGCCGGGUCAAUAUCAAUAGGGCAGGUAGGUACAGGGGGAGCAAGCGGAGAUGGGUCGGGGUCACAGGCCAGGUUCAGCAGGUAGCUAGCAGCGUAGUACAGAGGGUCAGGCAGAGGGAUGGUCAGGGUCACAAGCCAGGGAUCAGAACAGGUAGCAAGCAGCCGUGGUUCAGAUCAGGCAGGGUCAGCAAAGGAACAGAAACAGUAUGCAGGACAGAUAUCAGGGCCCAGACAAACACAACACCAAGGCAGAGUCUGCAAGUUCUGGCC